AUGUCUAUUAUCUCACAAGAAUCCUGUAAAUUGUCUUCUUAUACACAUCUAGAGGGCUUAAGCAAGAAGAAAUGCAGUAAAUGUGGGAAGAAUCGAAUGUAUUUUUGCUAUGAUUGCAGAGUGACCUUACCGGGAGUGUUUUCUCCUCAAGUGAAGAACAGUAAAAGUAGCGCCAUUCAUUGCAAAAUUGUCGCUCCAGAGCAAACAAGGGUUUUCGAUGUGCCAGAUGUGUUCGAUUACGGUAAUGAAGAGGUAACCAAUGGAGAAGGUAGUAGUGUAAGAUUUACCUAUAACCUUUGCUUUGAGUUUCCAUGUGGAAUGGAGUUCAGUGAUAAAGUACUUGUCUUCCCAUCGCCCUCAGCCGUGUCUAUCGAGGAAUUUGUCCGCAAGAAAGGGCCAAUUAAACGAUUAGUUGUUUUGGACUGUACCUGGUUUCAAGUAAAUAUGAUGCAGAAGAUACCACAGAUUCAAGGGCUCCCCUGCGUCUCGCUUACAAAGUAUAGGACCGCUUUCUGGCGACCUCAGCAUAAUGUCGACGAAAGCGGCCUGGCAACCAUUGAAGCUAUCUACUAUGCACUGAAGGAAUAUCAGGAGUACGGUUUAAAGAGGCCAUAUCAAGUAGAGCUUUUUUGGGUGAAUUUGACGAUCUGCUCUACUGGUUUUUCCUUUCGAGACAAUUUGUGGACAAGAAGCAAGAAGAAUAUCGCAAAAGGAAACGAGCUCAUGAAGAGGAAGAAACUAAAGGGAGCUAGCUACGCAGUUGCACAGGAACUUAGGUAAAA
This is a messenger RNA of Strongylus vulgaris, 782 nucleotides long. The record is from the annotation of a GenBank genome assembly. NCBI's taxonomy places the organism in Eukaryota, Metazoa, Nematoda, Chromadorea, Rhabditida, Strongylidae.